AAAUCUAAGCAACAAACAGUUUUUUUUUUUAAAAAAAGAAAGUGAAAGACAAGGACAUACAUGCCCAUCACUAUACAAUGAUGGAACAAUCAAGUUGGACAUUGGCACUCCAAAUAAUAUCUUCAAUUGUUGCAAAUAGGAAACACCUAUUUCACUACAAUCAAAUUCACAUAGGGAGAAGGAGGAGGAGGAGGAGGAGGAGGUUGUAGAGUUUAGUUUAUAUUUGCUUCUUACACUUUAGCCUGCCUUUUUUAUUUCAAUGUCGUUUGGUGAUCCCCUUCUCCCUAAAGUGAACAAAGAUGAAAAGUUGGUGACUGAUAUUCCUAUUUCUUCACAUCAAUAAAUUGUGCUCAUUUCACCUGUUGAGCAAGCUGCAGAUUCAUGGUUUCAAGUAGGAAUUGUUUUGGGGACUGGUAUCAACAGUGCCUUUGCUCUCGGAUAUGCUGGCACAAUUAUGGUUCCUCUAGGUUGGCUUGGUGGUGUGGUUGGUUUGAUAUUAUCAUCAGCUAUAUCACUAUAUGCUAGUACUCUUGUUGCUAAACUUCAUGAAUACGGAGGAAGGAGGCAUAUAAGAUAUAGAGACCUUGCGGGAUUCAUAUAUGGACAGACAGCCUAUUCACUCGUUUGGGCAUUACAGUAUGCAAAUCUUUUCUUGAUAAACGCUGGAUUUGUCAUUUUGGGUGGACAGGCAUUAAAGGCUUUCUAUGUUCUCUUUAGGGAUGAUCAUCAGAUGAAAUUGCCGCACUUCAUUGCGCUGGCUGGGUUCGCCUGUGUCCUUUUUGCCAUUGCUAUACCCCAUUUGUCAGCUUUAAGGGCUUGGCUGGGGUUUUCAACAUUUUUCAGUCUAGUGUAUGUUUGUAUAGCGAUUGCUUUGUCUCUUAAAGACGGUCUUGCAGCACCUCCUAGAGACUACAGCAUUCCAGGAACCAAAAGCAGUAAAAUUUGGGCAACGAUUGGUGCUGCUGCUAACCUUGUUUUUGCAUAUAACACAGGAAUGCUUCCCGAGAUACAGGCCACUGUGAGAGAACCAGUUGUCAAUAACAUGAUAAAAGCCCUUAACUUUCAGUUCACUGUAGGAGUUGUUCCAAUGCAUGCUGUUACUUACAUUGGAUAUUGGGCUUAUGGAUCAAGUGCAUCUUCGUAUUUGCUGAACAACGUUAGUGGUCCAAUUUGGUUAAAGGGAAUGGCCAACAUUGCUGCUUUCUUGCAAGCUAUCAUUGCGUUGCAUAUAUUUGCAAGUCCGACGUACGAGUUCUUGGAUACCAAGUAUGGAGUUAGAGGGAGUGCACUGGCUUGUAAAAAUUUGGCAUUCAGAGUCAUUGUUAGAGGUGGUUAUAUAGCCAUUACUGCAUUCCUCUCUGCCCUAUUGCCUUUUCUGGGAGACUUCAUGAGCCUUACAGGUGCUAUCAGUACAUUUCCACUCACAUUUAUACUUCCAAAUCAUAUGUACAUUGUUGCUAGGAGAAAGAAGCUGUCAUUAUUACAGAAGAGUUGGCAUUGGCUCAAUAUUUGUUUCUUUAGUUGUAUAGCAGUUGCUGCAUUAGUAGCUGCAUUGAAGCUCAUUACUGUAGACUCCAAAACAUACCAUGUAUUUGCUGACUUAUAAUUUUUAUUUUUUAGUAUUUGAGGGGAUAAUGUUCCCUUCUUUGGGGGUCAUUUAUAUGUAAAUGUUAAAUUAUUCAGUUACAAUAAAUGCCUUCUGAUUUUGUAGUCA
Messenger RNA from Capsicum annuum, 1714 nucleotides. RefSeq names its product proline transporter 1. NCBI's taxonomy places the organism in Eukaryota, Viridiplantae, Streptophyta, Magnoliopsida, Solanales, Solanaceae. The transcript has 7 exons. The record is from RefSeq and is a predicted model, not a curated record. The coding region runs from base 455 to 1606 and encodes 383 amino acids. Gene Ontology annotation, cellular component: plasma membrane.